UCGACGCCAAAUAACGAGAACACAUUUUUCUCGCAUUUUAUUUUAAGCCAAUUCCGACUGCAAAACCGCAAAAUAAACCCAAAAACACGCAAAAGGUCACAGAUCUCGUGCCGAAAAACAAUUAAAGUUGCAAAAAACGCGCGAAACGCCCCGCAAUUGUGCGAAAAAAGCGAGACAAAAAAUUGUCGCAUCACACACAGCAGAAAAAAUUGGAUCGAUAAAUGCGCUGGAUCAAUAAAAGCCAUAGACGAGAAUAAAAAUGAGUUGGGAACCGCAACCAGAGGGUCUGAACCAGAUCAUUACGCUGCUGAAGCAAUCACAGUCGACAGAUAACAACGUUCAACGGGCAGUGCAGCAGAAAUUGGAGGAGCUCAACCAAUAUCCGGACUUUAAUAAUUACCUAAUUUACGUUUUGACGAAGCUAAAAACGCAAGAUGAGCCAACGCGAUCCUUGUCCGGACUGAUUUUGAAGAACAACAUUCGCUUGCAUGGCACGCAGUUGCAAACGUCGAUCAUCGAGUACAUCAAACAAGAGUGUCUCAUGGCUCUGGGAGACCCUUCGCCGCUAAUUCGAGCGACUGUCGGCAUAAUUAUCACCACAAUCGCCAAUAAAGGAGGUCUUCAUACGUGGCCCGAACUUUUGCCGUCACUUUGCGACAUGCUAGACUCGCAGGAAUACAGCGUUUGUGAAGGCGCCUUCGGAGCAUUGCAGAAAAUUUGCGAAGAUUCUGCCGAUAUUUUGGAUAGUCCGACACUGAAUCGCCCGCUGAACGUCAUGAUACCGAAAUUUUUGCACUUUUUCCGACAUUCGAGUCCGAAAAUUCGCUCGUUGGCUAUUGCGUGCAUCAAUCACUUCAUUAUUAAUCGAACGCAGGCAUUGAUGGUGCAUAUCGAUACGUUUAUCGAGAAUUUGUUCCAUUUGUCGAGCGAUGAGGACCGGGAGGUGCGAAAAAAUGUAUGUCGCGCACUCGUGAUGCUGCUGGAAGUGAGAAUGGAUCGACUCAUGCCUCAUAUGCCGCAAAUUAUUGAAUAUAUGUUGAUUCGAACGCAAGAUACGGACGAGACGGCGUUGGAAGCGUGCGAAUUUUGGCUCACGCUUGCCGAGCAAACUGUUUGCAAGGAGGUUUUGGGUCCUUAUUUGGCGCAAUUGGCUCCUGUUUUGAUUCGUGGCAUGAAGUAUUCCGAUAUUGAUAUCAUUAUUUUGAAGGGCGACGUUGAAGAAGACGAAAUGAUCCCGGAUCGUGAGGAAGACAUCAAACCCCGUUUCCACAAAUCCCGAAGUCAUCACGUGCGCUCGUCGAGUAUCUCCGAAGGACAUUCCGGCGAACAUGGCGAAGAAUCUGACGACGAAGACGGCUUAGAUGACGACAGCAACUUAACGGAUUGGAAUUUGCGAAAAUGCUCGGCAGCAGCUUUGGAUGUUCUCGCAAACGUCUUCAAAGAAGAAUUUUUGCCGAUUCUCUUGCCCAUCCUCAAAGAGACACUUUUCCACGAACAAUGGGUCAUCAAGGAAAGCGGAAUUUUGGCUCUCGGUGCUAUUGCCGAAGGUUGUAUGCAGGGAAUGGUUCCCCAUUUGCCCGAAUUGAUCCCGUAUCUGAUUUCUUGCUUGUCGGAUAAAAAGGCGCUCGUGCGGGCAAUUACUUGUUGGACAUUGUCUCGAUACGCACAUUGGGUUGUGACACAACCGCACGAGUUGUACUUGAAACCGCUGAUGGAAGAGUUGCUAAAACGCAUUCUUGACGCCAAUAAACGCGUGCAGGAAGCAGCUUGUUCCGCUUUUGCGACACUCGAGGAGGAAGCGUGCACCGAACUUGUCCCGUAUCUCGGUUUUAUUCUCAAAACGUUGGUUUUCGCCUUCAGCAAAUAUCAACACAAGAAUUUGCUGAUCCUCUACGAUGCGAUUGGCACGUUAGCUGACUCCGUGGGACAUCAUUUGAACACAGACGAGUACAUAAAUCUCCUCAUGCCGCCAUUAAUUCAAAAAUGGAACAUGUUGAAAGACGAAGAUAAGGACCUAUUUCCGCUUCUUGAGUGUUUAUCGAGUGUUGCCACAGCUUUGCAAUCCGGAUUUUUGCCAUAUUCGGAGCCCGUGUACCGGAGAUGCAUCAAUCUUAUUCAACAAACGCUCAACCAGGAUCUCGCAAGUACCGCGAGCCCGGGGCAAUUUGAGAUUCCCGACAAGGAUUUCAUGAUUGUGGCGUUAGAUUUAUUGUCGGGACUCGCGGAGGGACUCGAUGGACAUAUUGAAACGUUGGUUGUCAGUAGUAAUAUUAUGCAGUUGUUGUAUCAGUGUAUGCAGGAUUCCAUGCCGGAGGUCAGACAAUCAUCAUUUGCCCUCUUGGGGGACUUGACAAAGGCCUGUUUCGUGCAUGUCGCGCCCUAUAUCGGACAAUUUCUACCAAUUUUGGGACAAAAUCUCAAUCCAGAGUAUAUAUCAGUAUGCAAUAAUGCCACGUGGGCUAUCGGAGAAAUUAGUAUAAAAUUAGGUGCUGAGACAAAACCAUAUAUUCCCGUCGUCCUUCACCAACUAAUUGACAUCAUAAACCGGCCAAAUACUCCGAAAACUUUACUUGAAAACACAGCCAUAACAAUCGGUCGCCUAGGUUUUGUGUGCCCUCUAGAUGUGGCUCCCUCAUUACAACAGUUUGUACGGCAGUGGUGUAUAUCUCUAAGGAACAUACGUGACAAUGAGGAAAAAGAUUCAGCUUUCCGCGGAAUGUGUCAAAUGAUAACGGUAAAUCCCGUGGGAGUUGUGCCAGAUUUUAUCUUCUUUUGUGAUGCGGCGGCGUCGUGGAUGAAUCCGCAACCGGAUUUGCAUGAAAUGCUCAAGAAGAUAUUACAUGGUUUCAAGACACAAGUUGGCGAAGAAAAUUGGCGCCGUUUUGUCGAUCAGUUCCCGGCACAAUUGUCCGAACGACUCGGGCAAUUAUACGAGAUCUAAAAAAACGAAGAAAAGGUAUUUACAAUGAUAUUUUAUUAAAAAAAACACAAAAAAUGCAAAAUUGUAAAUAUUGAACACAAAACACUCACACAAACAAGUUAUAUUUGCUAUAACACGAUCACACAAUUGAUGUUAUACUACUAGCCUAACGGUUGACUGCGUAACGAAGACAGGGAAGAAGAUAGGAUGGUUGUUCAACAAAAAUUGGAUUAUUUUUUAAAUAAGUUAGGGCAAAAAAUUGAAAAAAAAAUUUUUUAGAUAUUAACAUUUUUUUUAGUGAGACAAAAAAAUUAUUAAGUUAGAAUUCGAUUUUAUUUAUUUCAACUGUUGGGCUGUUAUUCUACAAAAAAAAAAUAAAAGAAAAAAAUAAUUGAUAUUGUAAAAAAAAAUUUUCAUUAAAAAAUUAUUUAAAAAAAAAAAAAUAAAUUAAUUAAGGGAUAAAAGUUGAGAAU
Molecule: messenger RNA, 3393 nt
Organism: Culicoides brevitarsis
Lineage: Eukaryota; Metazoa; Arthropoda; Insecta; Diptera; Ceratopogonidae
Gene: Tnpo
Product: transportin-1
Exons: 7
Coding region: 260-2941 (893 amino acids)
Biological process (GO): protein import into nucleus
Cellular component (GO): cytoplasm; nucleus
Molecular function (GO): small GTPase binding; nuclear import signal receptor activity
Source: RefSeq, a predicted model, not a curated record